AUGGCGGACAGGGAGUCCUACACCGAGAUGACCAGGCUCGUCCCCGCCCCCCCUACUGAGGCCAAGCCCCCGGGCCUUAACCCCCGCUACCCUUGUAGGGCUAGGCUGCCCUGGUUGGCUGCCCCAGCUGGUGGCAGCAAUGAGAGGAUCGUCCUCCGCCCCCCUGCUGAGGCCAAGCCCCCGGGCCUUAACCCCCGCUACCCUCGUGGGUCUAGGCUGCCCUGGUUGGCUGCCCCACCUGGUGGCAGCAAUGAGAGGAUCGUCCUCCGCCCCCCUACUGAGGCCAAGCCCCCGGCCCUUAACCCCCGCUACCCUCGUGGGGCUAGGCUGCCUUGGUUGGCUGUGGCUGAGGAGGCUGAUGGCCAGGAAGCCUGGAUCACGGCGGCCCACUCCGACACCGUGUCCCCCCGUGCACGGGCUCUGGGUGCCGCCUCGAGCCAGGGGACUUCCCCGGGCCAAACCCCCCCAAAUGAGCCGGCCCAGGGCUCCCUCAGCGGCCCCCAGCGAGACCCACCAGAGCCCCCCGGGCCCCACCCCUUUCACAAACCUGAGCUGGCCAUGACACAGCCUCACUCUCAUCAGCUCAGAGAACUUUGUGGUUCUGAACGCAGGGAGGAGAAGAUGGAAGGGCUCAUGGUGCUGCGCAGUCUGGCCCAGAACCACGUGGACACGCUGCUUCCCAGGCUCCGCGACGUCUGCCUCGCCCUCGUGCAAGAGGUGAAGAACCUGCGUUCGGGCGUGUCCCGCGUAGCCGUGUGCACGCUGGGCGUCCUGUACUGCCACCUGCAGCGGGCCAUGGACAAGGAGGUGGACACCACGGCCAGGGCGCUGCUGCACAAGGCGGCCGAGAGCAACGCCUUCAUCCGGGAGGAAGUGGACGCGGCGCUGGGCCACAUGGUGCGGCACUGCACGCCGGCACGCUGCAUCAACGCCUUUCUGGACGGGGGUUUGAGCCACCUGAUCGCGGCGGUGAGGAAGUGCGCCGCCCAGCACCUGGCCGACCUACUGGAAAGGGUGGGCGUGGCCCGCCUGCUGUCCGGAGGGAAGGACGUGAUGGACAGAAUCCUCCCGGCCGUGGUCAAGCUGGCCCUGGACUCCUCCCCGGAACCCAGGUCCUUUUGCCGCCGGAUGUUGCUGUUCCUGUCCUCCCACUGGGACUUUGAUAGCAUGCUGGAGAAGAACAUCCCGACCAAGGACCUUUCCGCCGCCCGCAAGAGGGUCAGCGGACUCAAGGCAAAGGGUCUGGGUGAGACGCCCCAGACCCCAGCCUCGCUUCCUGGCAGUGGCACCGUCAGGGCCUCGACGCUCCAAAGGAAGCUCCCCAAACCGACCUCCAGGGAGCCCAACAGCAAGUACAGCUCCAAACCUCAGGGGCCCAUCAUCGACAUCAGGCAGCUCACCGCUCUGCUGGAGUCCAAGGACUUCAGGGAGCGCAUCAAAGGCAUCGACCAGCUGGUGGCCGACUGCCAGCACAAGCCCAGCAUGGUCGUCCGCAGCCUGUUCCCGGUGUUUGACGCCUUCAGAGACCGCCUGCAGGAGUCCAACCGUAAGGUGAACCUGUACGCCCUGGAGGCCCUGCAGGGGAUGGUGCGCCUGCUGAAGGAAGACCUGUCCGGGGUGCUCAACCACCUGGUGCCCGCCAUCGUGGACAACCACCUCAACUCUAAGAACCGCGCUGUGUACUCGGCCGCCACAGGGGCCCUCUGCGAGCUGGUGCUGAACCUUGGAGAGGACAGCAGCCUCCUCCUGGAGCCUUUCUGCUUCAAGGCACAGGUUCUUAGCGGCCAAGCAAAGGUGGAUCUGAUCGAGAAGGUUGCAGAGCUGGUGACGGAGCUGUACCCCCGCCGGCCCCAGCUGGUGGAGCAGAAGGCGCUGCCCCUGCUGUGGGGCCUGCUGGGCCCGUCCAGCGGCAGCGUGCACCGGGCGACCACCAGCCUGUGCCGAGCCCUCCACCAUCAGAUGGGGCCCGGCCUGCGGCAGAGCGGUGCCUCCCAGCCCCCGAGCGUCGGCAGGGACCUCAACCAGCUGCUGAGAACCAUGUCCUGAAUAAAAAAUGACGUAAGGACGGGAACGAGAAGAAUCACUGCUCUCUUUGCACUUUUACAGGUAGCUUGUUUUGCACUUUAACAGGUACAAUUUACAAUUACAAUUAGGGCAUUUUAUCCAAAGCGACUUACAUCGGAUAAUACACACAUUGACACACCGACGGCAGAGUCAACCAUGCAAGGUGACAGCCAGCUCGUCAGGAGCAGUUAGGGUUAAGUGUCUUAAUCCGGGACACAUCAACACUCAGCUAGGAGGAGCUGGGGAUCGAACUAGCAACCUAUUACAAGACAACUGCUCUACCUCCUGAGCUAAGCCAAUCUGAACAGGUAGCCUCUCAUCCUGUUAUCAAAGCCUGGGGCCUCAUUUAUCAACCGUACUUACGCGCAGAUUUGUGCGUAAGGAGGGCGUAAGAUAAUUGCCACGCAAAGUAUGGAAUUCACCAAAAUGUACUUAUAGGUAGGAAUGCGUGUAAAUUUAAGCACAGCUCUAGCCAUGCUUACGAACAGAAUCUAGUGGUAGAAAAGUGAUAUUACAAGUGCAAAGCAAAGCAUUUAAGAGUGUCAACGUCUGCAUUAAGCAAUCGACAUCCACAUAUGUCCCAUGUUUACUUUAAUUAGAAAACAUCCCAUUACUCCUUUAUCUAAUUAAACAGACAAAUUACCUAAUUGGUGUCAAACCCUAUAAAAGACAGCUGUGAGAAAUGUUGGAAAUCUAGUGCAAUGGCUUAUCUUGCGUUAUUGGAAGACUUGGCAAACCAUGCGCUCCGCAGGGAGCGCGUUUUCAAAGAUUGUGCUGAUCUGCUUGGAGAGAGCACAGAGUGGCUUCUUAGUAGGUACCGCUUACCAAAGAAUGUACUGCUGGAUUUGUGUCGUGACUUAGGGCCAAUGUUGGCUCGAGACACGAGACUCACAAACGCAAUCCCUGUGCAUAUCCAACUCCUUUCCACCCUGGGAUUUUUAGCUGCCGGCACGUUUCAGCCGGUUGGAGGUUGGAGACAUAUCCGGCAUUUCUCAGCCAUCGAUGAGUAGGACCAUGCCGGUGGUGUUGGACGCAAUUAUUUCCCUGGCCCCAAACUACAUCCAGUUCCCUUACAGAGAUCCCCAACAAGCCAAAAUCAAACUGAGCUUUCACGCCAUCGCCGGAUUCCCAAACAUAAUUGAAGCCAUC
Molecule: messenger RNA, 3213 nt
Organism: Gadus macrocephalus (Pacific cod)
Lineage: Eukaryota; Metazoa; Chordata; Actinopteri; Gadiformes; Gadidae
Product: TOG array regulator of axonemal microtubules protein 1-like
Exons: 11
Coding region: 1-2046 (681 amino acids)
Biological process (GO): microtubule cytoskeleton organization
Cellular component (GO): cilium; cytoplasmic microtubule
Molecular function (GO): microtubule binding
Source: RefSeq, a predicted model, not a curated record